CUCCUCUGGUCACCACUAUGGAUGUCACACCACUUCCUCAGUCUCAGUCUGUCCAAAAUUGGGAGCAUAAUAUUUCCUUCACCUCAACUAUCAGUCUCACCCCACAUGCCAGGCUGCUAGGUGUAAUCCUGAACUCUGACUUAUCCUUCCAGCCUCACAUACAAUCACUGUCUACUAAUUCACUCUCUGGUUAUUUCUGCCUGGUUACUGCAACUCCUUCUCUUUCAGUCCUUCAUGGAUGCUACUUCCAGAGUCAACCAUCAGUUGACUGCUUCCUCCUUCUGCCAAUCCCUCCACCGGCUUCAUUCCUUGUCCUCCAGCCCUCUCUGCCAAUCCCUCCACCAGCUUCAUUCAUUGUCCUCCACCCCUUCCUGCCAAUACCUCCACUGGCCUCCGUUUGGUGUCCUCCACCCCUCUCUGCCAAUCCCUCCACCAGCUUCAUUCAUUGUCCUCCACCCUUCCUGCCAAUAGCU
Staurois parvus is the source of this 473-nucleotide messenger RNA. The record is from the annotation of a GenBank genome assembly. Lineage: Eukaryota; Metazoa; Chordata; Amphibia; Anura; Ranidae.